UCUCCGCCCCCUGUCGCUUGUUACAAACAAUUUUUAUUCACUUAUUCAUGUCAGGCAUUUGAAGUGAUUAAUCAAAACAAAAGCUUUAACUUACAUUUUACAGAAAACGCAUUUUAAAUAGCAAACCACGAGUUUAGGAAAACCCCUUUCUUUCUAGUCAAGAGCCCUAUGGAGUGUAGUGCACUAUGUAGUGCUGCUGCCUUCUGCUGGAGCCGCACUGCUCCAGCGGCCCGUGCAGAGAUGGCGAGGAAACCCCGUGGACACGGCACUGCUUUUUCAUGACGGUGUAAUGGAUGAUGAAGACGACCGCCGUCUUCUGGAUUUUAUAGGAGAUGUGCAAGCGUUAAAUGAGUAUCUUCAUGGUUCAAAUAGUAAAUCAAUUGGAGAAGAUGAUGUGACUAAUGCAGCAUUUGGGUCGGCCAGUUCAUUCUUCACCAGUGACACAGGUGGCUCCAGUGAAGGACUCAAAGAUGACCACAGUCAUUUGGGAGAGUUUGGUGAGGCUGAUGGAAGCAGUCUUUCGUUUAUCGAGGAUGACCUCGACAGUGAAACCUCACACGAUGGGGUCGAUCUUGGGGGCGAGGACCAACCCUUUGACAUCCUUCAGAAGUCAUUGCUGGAAGCAGAUAUUACAGAGCAGACAUUGGCUCAAGAAGCGUUUUUGGACUCCCAGCCAUCUCUCAUUCCAACAGCUACCGCCUUCCCUCAGCAGCUGGUCUCUGGAGGGUUUGGGGGUGUCGCAGGUCCUGGUGUGGUGGCACCAUUGUCACAACCUCAGGCUUUUAUACAGCAGGUUCCCCAACUACCCAUACCAAACGGCCCCGCUGGACACAUCCAGGUAGUGGGAUCCUUCAAUGGCAGUGCCUCCUCCAUGAUGACUAUCAACAGUUUGGAACAGUCUCAGAUCCUGUUGAGGCCAAGUGGAAAUGUGGUGACAAACAACAGCGGGCAAGGUACCAUGUUCGCCCCUUCGGCAGCUGGCCAGGUGUCAAUGUCCUUCAAUAAAGGGACGAUACCUCUACAGAAUUUUAUCAUCCAGAGAGGCCCUAUGCAACAGACAUUGGUUAGACCCAUUCAGCCUAAACCCUUACAGACAGGGGGACAAACCCUAUACAAUAUCAGCAACAUUGGGCUUCAACCCAACACCACCACUACUGCGAGUUUUGUCAGUAGCCCCUACACAGCCAGCGGCUCUCCUCAGUCUGCUCAACAGGUGAAAGUGGUCAAUCCAGCCAGCAGCAUUGUAAUGCAUUCACCUCUGGGGCAACAAGCUCAAUCACAGUCCCAGUCCAAUCUGCCUCAAGGGCAGUUUUUGGUACCCACUUCUAUUUCCCUCACCUCUGGUACGACUGUUCACGGCUUCCAGGCUGUGAAUGGGCAGGUGUUGCAAACAAACACUCAAGUGAGCGACCAGUCGUCAAUGAGCACUACCACCUACUCCAUCCUCACCAAUCAGAACACAACAGUACAGCUUAUCGCGGGGCAGAACUUUUCAGCUGGAGGGCAGCUAAUAGUCAAUCAAGGAUUGGUUGCUGGAGGUCAAAUAGAUCAAGCUUCACCGACACCUGUUGUGCAGGUGUCUCAAAGGCCUGUUGCCACGGCCAAAGUUUGGACUGCCAACGCGUCGCCUAGCCCAACCCCUGUACAGACAUCACAGGCUUCAGGCCACCUCACCAUGGUCAGUUCUGGCAUCCAAGGCCCACAGGUUUGUCAACAGUUAUCUGUGACCCCAGGACAGCACCUCCUGAUGCCCGUGGCCCAGAACUUUCCAGCUGCUUCUGGUGUUCAGGAGUUUCAAGUCUCUUUAAACCAGGACACCACAGCAGCAACACAUAGAGGGCAAACACAAUUAGUUAAUCUUCUCGGUACCAAAGCUAUGAAAACACUCACUCCUAUCAGUCAGGAAUUGCCUCUCACACUGAAGCGACCUGCAACUCAACAGCUUACUCGAGGAGAAAUGGUUCUCCAGCAGUUAAGACGAGAUCACAGUGGAGUCAUGUCUUCAGAGCGGACACCCUUCACUUCAUUUAAUGAUGUCAUGGACAGAUUACUGCCCUAUCAUGUUUUCCAAGGCUCACCACCACGAGAUGAAGAUUUCACCAAAGUUGAUGAGGAGUUUGAGGCAGUUGCUGUACAAGUGUUAAGCAGAACGCAGGUCAUGGUGAACAAAUACAGGCGCUUACUCAUAGUGGAGGCAGAGAGGUCCAGCCCUUCAUCAGAAAUGGUGAUGAUUGACAGGACUUUUAAUCAAGAGGAACGGGGCAACUUGACCCAAGACAAACGAAUGAUAUUAGUGGAUCCAGAUGGCUUUCUGGAAGACUUCUGCUGUGGCACUAAACUGAAGAUCGAAAGUCCAGAAGUUUUGACCCCAGCCGCUCAUGAGGGCAAUCCCAACGUAAUGGAGACAUCGCCAAAGCAUUCCAUAAGUCACACCGGAAGAGAUGGGCAGGGUAUGAACAGCCACACAGAACCUGCUUAUAGGACAGAACCUCAACAACCAGGAAUAGAGGAACACAGAAGAACUCCCAUCAAGUGCAUACUGGAUCUAAAAAAAAAGAAAUCCAACAACCUAAUCAGCAGCAACAGUCAACAUGCACACUACCCUACAUCUCCCAUCCAAUCACGGCAUAGCUCCGCCCAAGGCUACCCUCCGAACCUGGUGCAGGGUCAUGAACAGCAACAUCCCUCAGAUCAUAGUCACGCUCCAUUGGCUGACACUGACUCUGUGCUUGAGGCUGCCGUGAAUAGCAUCUUAGAAUGUUAGACAGUGCCAUAUUUAUGUUUGUUUGUUGUUCCAUGUUAAUCUCAUUUCAUUUCAUGCCAUGUGUGUGCAAGCUGAACUCCACGGCAUGUGUGAAUGGACGUACAUUGGCAUUAUUGCGGGUUAAAAUGCACACAAAGGCUCUGAUGAUGAUGAGGAACAGGAAGGUGAAUCUGGUGACGGUUAUACUCUAAUACUGUGCCUGUUGUCCUAGAGAAGUUUACAUAAGAAAGCCUUUUUGACAAUGCUUCACAGGAUACACUUUUAAUCACACACGCACAUUAAUAUAUGCACACACACACACACACACACACACACACACACACACACACACA
Molecule: messenger RNA, 3096 nt
Organism: Carassius carassius (crucian carp)
Lineage: Eukaryota; Metazoa; Chordata; Actinopteri; Cypriniformes; Cyprinidae
Product: BRD4-interacting chromatin-remodeling complex-associated protein-like
Exons: 11
Coding region: 290-2764 (824 amino acids)
Biological process (GO): positive regulation of DNA-templated transcription
Cellular component (GO): SWI/SNF complex
Source: RefSeq, a predicted model, not a curated record